AUGACCACCAACACUACCAGCAACCCCGCAGCAACCUCAUCAACAGACGCCAGCAAGCGGAGAGAUUCGAAAGCUUCCUCCUCAAGCGAGCGACGAACCAGCGAAACAUGGGAUGCAUCAAAAGUACCCCCAAGUCAAUUCCAGCUCAAACCUGGUAGCAUCUAUUCAACGCCGAACUCGAAAGAUGGAAAUGUAGAAAGAGGCGAUCGUGACAAGGCUUACUUUGAAAAGCUGAAGGAAAAGGGUUGGACAGGGAAGUGAUUGUGCGGUGGGAACUGGGGGUUUCUGUCUUCUCAAUGAUAGCUAGGUUGUCGAUCAAGUAAAGGUGUAUUUGAAAGAGACCGAAGCAAUUUUU
Parastagonospora nodorum SN15 is the source of this 355-nucleotide messenger RNA. RefSeq lists its product as hypothetical. The coding region runs from base 1 to 261 and encodes 86 amino acids. The transcript has 2 exons. The record is from RefSeq and is a predicted model, not a curated record. Lineage: Eukaryota; Fungi; Ascomycota; Dothideomycetes; Pleosporales; Phaeosphaeriaceae.